CAGUCCACCACUCCACCACGGCACCAGCACCACCAUCAUGCGGCGAAGGCCCCGUGACCGUCAUCGCAUUUCUCCCCCAACUCCACCCGCCUACCCCCGCCCCGCCUGGAAGGGGAAAGGACGCGCCCCCAAGUCCAAACCCAAGGACAGUUUGCAUGCCACAGUGUUGGUGUUCUUACUUGGCUGUGGUUAUAAUCAUCCAGGACCUUGAUGUAUGUGGAUUUUGAUCUACUUGUGUUAGCAGCUAAAUUUGAAGAAAAUGAUGAUGGGAAGAGAGGACAAAUAUGUGAGAUUUCAGGACUGGAGAUCAGAGCAGUCUGUUAGUUCUGACAACAUAGUUGCUCCACAUAGAGAUGAUGUUUCAGUAUUCAGUUCACUUAAAGAAAGGACUGCCAGGGUUUUUGCAUUGCUAGGAAAUCUUUUGCACUCAGAAACUUCAAAUAGAUCAAUGUUUGAUGAAAGAAAGUCUGGAAGAGGAACACUUCAUCCUCAAGGGCCAUUUCUGCAGAAAUGGAACAGGAUAUUUGUGAUAUCAUGUAUAUUUGCAGUUUCAGUGGAUCCAUUGUUCUUGUAUAUCCCAGUUAUCAAUGAUGAAAAACCUUGCUGGUAUUUGGAUAGAAAGUUGGAAAUGGCAGCAAGUGUCCUGCGUUUUUUCACAGAUAUUUUCUACAUACUCCAUAUCAUAUUUCAGUUCCGGACAGGCUUUAUUGCAUCAUCUCCUACAACCUUUGGGCGGGGUGUCUUAAACGAAGAUAGAUGUGCAAUAAUAAAGCGCUACUUAUCAACAUAUUUUUUUAUUGAUGUCUUUGCUAUUCUGCCCAUCCCUCAGGUUAUUAUUUUGGUUGUGCUACCUAAUCUUCAAGGCUCAAAGGUUAUGAAAGCCAAAAAUGUGUUAAUGCUUAUAAUUAUAUGCCAGUAUGUGCCUCGGCUAAUCCGAAUAAGGCCACUGUACCUCCAAAUCACAAGGUCUGCUGGUGUAAUUACAGAGACAGCACGGGCUGGUGCUGCUUUCAACCUUUUGCUUUACAUGCUUGCCAGCCAUGUCCUUGGAGCUCUUUGGUACUUGCUUUCUAUUCAACGCCAAGAUUCCUGCUGGAGACAGCAUUGUAGAAGCAAUAAGACAUGUAAUCUUUCCUAUUUGUACUGUGGAGAUUAUGAUAACGAUGAGGGAAAUGCUUUCUUAACUAAAAGUUGCCAACCAAGAAAUCAGCCAAACCUUCCAGAUCCGUACUUUGGGAUUUAUGCACCAGCUAUACAAAAUGUAUCACAGUCAAAAAGUUUCUUUGAGAAAUUGUUCUUCUGUGUUUGGUGGGGUCUUCAAAAUCUUAGUUCUCUUGGCCAAAACCUGAAAACAAGCACUUAUGCAUGGGAGAACUUAUUCGCAGUGUUUGUCUCAAUAUCAGGUUUAGUUCUGUUUGCAUUGCUGAUCGGUAAUGUGCAGACCUAUUUGCAAUCAGCCUCUCUGAGAAUAGAAGAAAUGAGAGUGAAAAGCCGUGACACAGAUCAGUGGAUGUCAUAUCGACAUCUUCCUGAGAACCUCAAGGAAAGAAUACGGCGUUAUGAACAGUAUAGAUGGCAAGAAACAAGUGGUGUUGAUGAAGAGCAACUUCUUAUGAACCUCCCCAAAGAUCUUAGGAGGGAUAUAAAACGACAUCUCUGUUUAUCGCUUCUCAUGAGGGUAUGUUCUCAUCUGUCCCCCAUCCUAUACACAGAAGGUAGCUGUGUUAUUCGUGAAGGAGAUCCAGUAAAUGAAAGGCUCUUCGUCAUGAGGGGAAACCUAAUGAGCAUGACGACAAAUGGUGGAAGAACUGGCUUCUUUAACUCUGAUGUUCUGAAAGCUGGAGAUUUCUGUGGCGAAGAGCUCCUCACCUGGGCUCUUGACCCCACAUCAACAUCCAGCCUCCCCAGCUCAACAAGGACAGUGAAGACAAUGUCUGAAGUCGAAGCUUUUGCUUUGAGGGCUGAAGACUUAAGGUUUGUGGCAACUCAGUUCCGACGACUCCACAGCAAACAACUCCAGCACACUUUCAGAUUCUACUCGCAACAAUGGAGAACCUGGGCCGCAUGUUUCAUCCAAGCAGCCUGGCACCGGUACUGCAGAAAGAAGAUUGAAGAUUCUUUGCGUGCGAAGGAGAAGAGAUUGCAAUUCGCGAUUGCCAAUGACAGCUCCACUUCGCUUAGCUUCAUGGCAGCACUAUAUGCUUCGCGUUUCGCUGGAAACAUGAUACGGAUCCUGAGGAGAAAUGCCACGCGCAAGGCCAGGCUGCAGGAAAGAGUGCCUGCAAGACUGUUGCAGAAACCAGCAGAGCCCAACUUUUCGGCAGAAGAGCAGUAGUAUUUCACUUCUAACUUCCCGUGUGCAGAUACAGAUAUGUAAAAUUGUUUGUGUGACUUCCGAAUCCUAGUUGCUGGUAUUGCUGAGGAUGGCAUCCCCAGAUUAAAAAAAAGGAAAAAAAAAAGAUAAGGAGAAAUCUCGAUAGAAUGACCGUUGAGUGAUGUAGAUGACAUACACGGCGUUUGUAUGUGCUUAUGUAACAUAGUUACGUAGCGGUGUUAGUAGUAAUGUAGUGAUAUACAUCCACCAAAGUAUGUAUAGCAAGCUUAUGAUCAGUUGACCCAUUAACGGCAAGAUCUGCUACAGUUAACUCUCAACAACAAUAAUGAUCACUGGACAUGUAUUUGGAACUCGGGGUUUACAGUGGCAAAAGCUUACAAGCACUUAAGUGGACACAGAA
Messenger RNA from Sorghum bicolor (sorghum), 2735 nucleotides. RefSeq names its product cyclic nucleotide-gated ion channel 1. Bases 260 to 2335 code for a protein of 691 amino acids. The record is from RefSeq and is a predicted model, not a curated record. Gene Ontology annotation, cellular component: membrane. Gene Ontology annotation, molecular function: voltage-gated potassium channel activity. Gene Ontology annotation, biological process: potassium ion transport; transmembrane transport. The transcript is spliced from 8 exons. Lineage: Eukaryota; Viridiplantae; Streptophyta; Magnoliopsida; Poales; Poaceae.